Athene cunicularia (burrowing owl) is the source of this 1866-nucleotide messenger RNA. RefSeq names its product acyl-CoA dehydrogenase family member 10 (gene ACAD10). The record is from RefSeq and is a predicted model, not a curated record. NCBI's taxonomy places the organism in Eukaryota, Metazoa, Chordata, Aves, Strigiformes, Strigidae.
AUGGGGGUGGGAGGUAGCAGGAUUAACCUCAGACCCACCGGUUCCACCAGCACCCUGGGCACACCUUUCUACCUGAUGGAGCACUGCGCUGGCCGCGUCUGCGGCGACGGCUCCCUCCCCACCCUGCAGCCCAGCCAGCGGAGGGCUGUUUAUGCUGCCAUGAGCCAAGUCCUCGCCAAGAUCCACCGCGUAGACCUGAGAGCAGCUGAGCUGGAGGACCUCGGGGAGCACGGCAGUUACAUUCAGCGGGAAGUUGAGGCCUGGACAAAGCAGUAUCGAGCUACGGAAACUCACGUUAUCCCAGCGAUGGAGAGACUCAUCGAGUGGCUGCCUCUGCAUUUCCCUGAAUCUCAGAAGACAACAGUGGUGCACGGUGAUUUCAGGAUGGACAACCUGGUCUUUCAUCCAGACAGGCCAGAAGUCCUUGCUGUCCUUGGCUGGAAGCUUUCAACUCUAGGAGAUCCCAUCUCUGAUUUGGCGAAUAACUGUAUGGCCUACUUCCUGCCACCUCACUUUAAUGCACUGAGAGGCUUGAGGAAAUGUGAUUUGGGGCACCUGGGGAUCCCCACGGCAGAGGAAUAUUCCCAGAUGUACUGUGACCACAUGGGAACAGAGCACCCCGAAAACUGGAAUUUCUACAUGGCCUUUGCCUUCUUCCGACUGGCUGCAAUGCUGCAGGGACUCUACAGACACUCUCUGGCAGAGAGGCCAGCCCCAGGUGACAGCAGCCCGGAGGAUGCAGAGUUCGUGGCCGACCUGGGCUGGGAGUUUGCCAUCAAAGAAGGAUUCCGUGUGUUCGACAGCCUCCCCACCACAAAGCCCCUGGCACGACGUUACAGUACCUGGGCCGGGCGAGGGCCGUCGUUCCUCAGCAGGAGCUGUGCUGCCUGGCCACGGCCUGGGGCAGCUCCUGUGCCCAAAGUCCCCACGGUCAUUCCCCCCACCAGCCUGCUGGGGAUGGCCCAGGGUCUUUACUGCAAGCUGGAAAAGAUCGUGGCUCUCCAGUGGGGUUUUCUCAUUUCCCAGCCCAGAUGGACUCCACGUCCUCCUCUAGAAGCGAAGGCAGAGAGUGCCAGGACCAAAGCAGCAGCUCUGACAAUGACCGUACAGGCCAUGGAUCAGCAUCGCCUGGUCCCCGGAGCGGAACGUCGCGGCGGUGCAGACCCCAGCCUGGUGCUGCACUCAGGUCUAAGCUCUGUGUCUGGCUGAAGGUCCCGCAUGGUUCACAGGACAGCGCUCUCCAGAGCUCAGCCACCGGUCGCUGCACUGGGGAGCCUUGGACCUGAGACUAAACCACGCUCUGGCGUGAGAGGGACCGUGCUAAGGGCAGCCUGGGAGCUUGGGGAUUGCAGUGCUGGUUGCUGUUAUCUCGUAUCUUGUUAUCUCGUUAUCAGUGCCUUUAUUGCCAGGUUCAGUUGGUAUGGAGCAAAUUCCAUCAUGAGGUUGCAGUCAAGCCUGGGGUGGGGGGAAGUUGCUCAGGGAUUAGCGGGUGGGGGUGCAAGACUUGGCUUGGGGAAUGAAGAGAAUGGAGCAGGGUGUCUCUCCUCCUUUGGCACAAACACCUUCCGCUGCCUGUGGAUGCGAGGACUCCAGUCAGUGCUGGGGGAGGAACUGAAUCAGCUGCCUGAGGACUCUGACCUCAGGGGGGGCUCCGGAGCUGAGGCAGUUCCUGGCUGCUGGGAGGAACUGGGAGGAACUGGGAGGACUCCGCGGUUCCUUGACUGCAGUGGGUCUUUCUGGGUUUCUUCAGGGACCCACAGGAUCAGUGGGGGCUUCCAGUGCUUCACAGAGGAGAAGUGUGGGAACAGUUGUGGUAAUUCCUGAGCUCUUGAUGCAUAAUCCCGGAUUAAUUCGAUAUUAAAGCGA